AAAAUAUAAAUUAAAAUGACAGCUGCAACAAGUAAAUUAAUGCUCAAGAGCAUGCCCUGCACCAUGAGCGAAUUCGGUGACUUAAUUCAAGAGCUAAGCCUGAUCACACCGCGUUCGCUGAACGCGUUCGGUCGCCGCCGCAUGUUAAUUGAAUAUGCAGACGCUGCCGAAGCACAGACGGCGCUUGAACAGCUGUUGGGGCUCAGCGAUAUACUGGACAAACCGUUGCGCGUCUGCCCCUUUGGACCGCGAGAUCCAAGUGAAGCUGCGGCCAAGCCCCGCACAGCAAACAAAUGCACCCAAGCCAAGACAGCUUCCAAUGCGAAGAACUCGACACCGACGCUACAGCCAGAAAUCAACAAACAACUGGGCCUGAUUGACACAUUGUAUGUGGACGGCGCCCAACCUGAUCCUGCCAACGAAUUGGACGACUUGCACAACGAGGGCGAUCUAAGCAUCAACGGUGCCACCGAAGCCACAGCCACAGCUCCCGUCAAGACAAAGAAAUCGCGAAAAUCCAAACAGUUGGCAAUGCAGCCCUUCACCUAUGUGAUUGCCGUUGACUUUGAGGCCACGUGUUGGGAGAAACAGGCGCCACCCCAAUGGCGUGAAGCCGAGAUCAUAGAAUUCCCAGCUGUGCUGGUUAAUCUGAAGACGGGCAAAAUCGAGGCCGAGUUCCACAAGUAUGUGAUGCCAAUUGAGUCGCCUCGCUUGAGCACAUACUGCACCGAGCUGACGGGCAUAGAGCAAAAGACUGUUGACACUGGCGUCCCACUGCAGACGGCACUGAUGAUGUUCCAUGAGUGGAUGCGCAAAGAGUUGCGGGCUCGAAACCUGUUGCUGCCCAAAAUGCACAAAUCCAAUAUACUGGGCAACUGUGCAUUCGUCACAUGGACCGACUGGGACUUUGGCAUCUGUCUGCACAAGGAGUGCACUCGCAAACGGAUGCGCAAGGCACCGUAUUUCAAUCAGUGGAUCGAUGUGCGUGCCGUGUAUCGCGAGUGGUACAAGUAUCGGCCGUGUAACUUCAGUGAUGCCCUUUCCCAUGUGGGUUUGUCAUUUGAGGGACGCGCACAUUCGGGGAUCGAUGAUGCCAAGAAUCUGGGUGCGCUUAUGUGCAAAAUGGUUAGAGAUGGAGCGCUCUUCUCCAUCACCAAGGAUCUGACGCCAUAUCAGCAGCUGAAUCCCAACUGUGUAUUGUGAGCCAGCUGAGCGAGCGAGAACUCCCUCCAAAGCAAAAACAAAACAAAAAAAAAGAAAAUAAUAAAAUAAAUGCACUUAGUUACUGACUUUUAAUAAUAUUAAUUGUACGAAUGCGAUGCGAUGUGGCUCUAUGGGCAAUAUAUCGACGAUAAACGA
Molecule: messenger RNA, 1359 nt
Organism: Drosophila albomicans
Lineage: Eukaryota; Metazoa; Arthropoda; Insecta; Diptera; Drosophilidae
Product: ERI1 exoribonuclease 2-like
Exons: 3
Coding region: 16-1203 (395 amino acids)
Biological process (GO): exonucleolytic trimming to generate mature 3'-end of 5.8S rRNA from tricistronic rRNA transcript (SSU-rRNA, 5.8S rRNA, LSU-rRNA)
Molecular function (GO): 3'-5'-RNA exonuclease activity; nucleic acid binding
Source: RefSeq, a predicted model, not a curated record